AUGGCGCUCUUGUGUGGAUGCUGCACGGAUCAGGGUGAGCCUGUCGAGGCUGUCGAUUCUGCCAUUGAUCGAUUGAACGAUAAGCCAAAGGUCGCUGUGCCUGAUGAGGCCAAGUUCGGAGAUCCUGCAGUAAGCCCGCGCAACGACAGAGAGUUCGAGGUUGUGAUCGAGAAAAGCCCAGAUGAUCAACGAAUCGGCUUAGACAUCAGCGUUGUUGGUGGCAAGGUUCUCAAGGUCUGGAAAGUAAAAGACGGCCUUGUCAACGAGUGGAACAAGAACCAACCGACUGAAAUGCAGGUAAAGGGCGGCGAUGCAGUAGUCGCUGUGAACGGCAAGCGUGGCAGUGCUGAUCAGCUUUUGGAUGAAGUGUCCAAGGGGCGGAAAGUGACGAUACUGAUCUCGCGGGGAAUGUUCGCAUGA
Symbiodinium sp. CCMP2456 is the source of this 420-nucleotide messenger RNA. Lineage: Eukaryota; Dinophyceae; Suessiales; Symbiodiniaceae. The record is from the annotation of a GenBank genome assembly.